CACUGGUGUCAAUAUCGACUUCACUAGACACUGAGGCAACGACAACCGCAAUGUUGACAGAGGCAUCCCAAGAAACAACUGAAGCAACAGCUGCUAAUAAAACCGUUACCGAUGCAGCUGUAUCACCUACAACUGAGGUCAACGCUGCAACCCCUUCUGAGCUAGUUACAACUGGCGUUACUGCUGCAACCCCUUCUGAGUUAGUUACAACUGACGUUACUGCUGCGGCCACCACUGGAGCAGUUACAACUGACGCUACCACUGUAGCUACCAACGGACCAGUUACAACUGACCUUACUCUUGUGGCUUACUCUGGACCGGUUACAACUGACGUUGCCCCUGCAGCUACUGUCGCACAAGUUACAACAGACGCUAGUACUGAAGGUAACGCCGAAUCGGUUACAACUGACGCUAAUACUGUAGCUACCACUGAUCCAGUCACAACUGACGCCGUAACUGCAGCUAUCACUGAAUCGGUUUCUUCUGUAGCCUCUACAGCAGCUAACACCGGUUCAGAUACACCUGACAUUUCUACCGUAACUACCACUGCAGCAUUUACAACCGACGCCACUGCUGUCGCAACCAGUGGAUCGGUUUCUUCUGAAGCUACUACUGCAGCAACGACUGGAACAGUUGCAACAGAUGCUACUACGGCUGCUACCACAGGACCAGUUACAGCUGGCGCCACUACUGCAGCUCCCACUGGACCAGUUACAACCGACGCUACUAUUGCAACUACCACUGGAUCCGUUACAACAGACGCUACUACUGUAGCUACCACUGGAUCAGUUACAAGUGAUCUUACUAUUCUAGCUACCGCCGGAUCAGAUAUAGCUGACACUACUACUAUCGCUAUCACUGGAUCGGGUACAGCUGAUGCUACUUCUGUAUCGGCCACUGAACCAGUUACAACUGACGCUACUCUUCUAGCUUCCACCGCAUCUGUCACCUCUGACGAUAAUGCUGCAGCUACCAUUGGAUCGGUUACUACUGAUGACACUAAUAUACUAACCGCUGGACUAGUUACGACUGCCUCUGCUUCCAUACCUACGUCUAGCCAAGUUACAACUGACGCUACCUCUGGAGCUACCACUGGAGCAGUUACAACUGACGUCACUAUUGCCACUACCAUUGGACUAGUUACAACCGGCGAUACUGCCGUCAGUACCACUGGAUCGGCAUCUACUGAUGCUACCACUGUAGCUACUUCUGGACCAAUCAUAACUGACGCCACUAUUACAUCAACCAGUGGACCAGUCACAACUGAUGCUUCUACUGUAGCAUCAACGGGACCAGCUAUAACUGACGCUACCACUGUAACUACCACUGGAGCAGUUACAACUGACGCUAUUACAACUGACAAUGAUGCAGUUGGUAACACUGGAUCGGCAUCUACUGACGCUGCCACUGUAGCUACUACUGGACCAAUCAUAACUGACGCCACUAUUAUAUCAACCAGUGGACCAGUCACAACUGAUGCUACUACUGCAGCAUCAACGGGACCAGCUAUAACUGACGCUACCACUGUAACUACCACUGGAGCAGUUACAACUGACGCUAUUACAACUGACAAUAAUGCAGCCAGCUACAACUGA
Molecule: messenger RNA, 1595 nt
Organism: Amphibalanus amphitrite
Lineage: Eukaryota; Metazoa; Arthropoda; Thecostraca; Balanomorpha; Balanidae
Product: mucin-22-like
Exons: 2
Coding region: 51-1595 (514 amino acids)
Source: RefSeq, a predicted model, not a curated record